Molecule: messenger RNA, 1619 nt
Organism: Postia placenta MAD-698-R-SB12
Lineage: Eukaryota; Fungi; Basidiomycota; Agaricomycetes; Polyporales; Adustoporiaceae
Exons: 14
Coding region: 1-1368 (455 amino acids)
Biological process (GO): adenylate cyclase-modulating G protein-coupled receptor signaling pathway
Cellular component (GO): heterotrimeric G-protein complex
Molecular function (GO): G-protein beta/gamma-subunit complex binding; guanyl nucleotide binding; G protein-coupled receptor binding
Source: RefSeq, a predicted model, not a curated record
AUGACUCUCCCUGCCGUGCUCUCGCGGCGCUCGGUCGACAACGCCGAGGCCAUACGUGUCCACAACCAAAUUGAGGAAGAUCUCAAGCGAGAGCACGAACGGCUCAAACGCAGGCGACCUAGAGAAAUUAAAGUGAUACUACUUGGCCAAGCAGAGUCCGGCAAAUCGACUCUGCAGAAGCAGUUCCAGCUAUACUACGCGUCACAAACCCUCGAAUACGAAAAGCCGACAUGGCGUCCUAUAGUCUACUUCAAUAUACUCAAGGCCAUUCGUAUGAUCCUCGCCGAGGUCGAUUACGAAUACCUGUCUAACAAGGGAACCACAUCCGUCCCCCAGUCAAUAUCGCGGGGGUCUAGCGCGUCUGGCUCAGUGUCCAUACUCUCGGGCCAUGGUGAUAUAGACCCGGCAUGGGUGAUGGAGCUUGCGCAGCUCCGGAGCAAGCUCUUGCCCCUGGUGGCCAGCGAAGAGGCCCUCGCAUCAGAGCUGAGCGGAGGCAUUACCGUCAGCGGUGGCCGGUCAGGCUUGUACGUCCGCGCCGGCUGGCAGGCCCUCAGCACUGCAACACGGACGUUCCAGCUCUCCGACAUUCGCAACGGCAUGGGUCCCCGGGCGCCGGUCAUGACUGACAUCGUCGCGAAAACAUUAGUGGCGAACCAGGACGAGAUCGAGGACAUGUGGCAUCAUCCAGCCGUCAGGCAUCUGCUCGCGAUGAACAAAUUGCGUCUAGAGGAGUAUGCGCCAUUCCCGAUUAUCUUCCCACCGCAGGCAUGUUCAAUGUUUAACAUCACGCUGUUCGACAUCCUCCACGUCCGGAUACAGACGCUAGGGGUGAAGGAACACUCCUUCGAUGUUGAUAUGGCAGGAGUUACAUACAGCUGGCUGUUGUACGAUGUCGGUGGUGCCAGAGGUCAGCGACAAGCGUGGGUACCCUAUUUCGAAGACGCUACGGCCAUCAUUUUCCUGGCACCAAUCAGCGCAUUUGACCAGUACUUGGAAGAAGAUCCGCGGACCAACAGGAUAGAUGAUUCGCUGCAGCUGUUCACCUCUAUAUGCUCGAACAAGCUGUUGCAGAAAGCGGCGCUCGUCCUCAUGCUCAACAAGACGGACCUCCUGAAAGAGAAGCUGCAAGCUGGUAUCCGAGUGCGGAAAUACAUCUCUUCGUACGGAGAUCGGCCCAACACGUACGAAGAGGUCUCGGAGUACUUCCGCGCGCAUUUCAUCCAGGCUCACAAGCGCAAGGACGUGUACCACAGGCCAUUAUACGUCCACUUUACGUCCAUGCUCGACAUUAAGGCCACCCAACGCAUCAUCGUAAAUGUAAACGAGGCGAUCCUCCGAAAGCACAUGUCAACCAUUGGCCUGGCUUGAUGCCCCCAUUGCCGGCUCUCUCUUAUCUUUGGAUAUCUUCCUUGGUUAUAAUAUAGCAGAACGGAAUUGCUAAAGUAUUUGAAAUGGUAUCAGAAUAUCUCGACCGGUGCUCACAGUGAUGCCUUCGUAUCAUAGAACAAGAUUGUAUUACUUACUUCGACUUGGCUCCCAAUUGUCGCAUUCACGACGUCGUAAUCAUCGUAGUUACAGAGACUCGUCCCUAUAUUCAAAUACAAGUAUGUGGAAAAGUA